Messenger RNA from Hippopotamus amphibius kiboko, 4408 nucleotides. It is a transcript of the gene VMA21, whose product is annotated as vacuolar ATPase assembly factor VMA21. Gene Ontology annotation, cellular component: endoplasmic reticulum membrane. The coding region runs from base 346 to 708 and encodes 120 amino acids. Lineage: Eukaryota; Metazoa; Chordata; Mammalia; Artiodactyla; Hippopotamidae. The record is from RefSeq and is a predicted model, not a curated record. The transcript has 4 exons. Gene Ontology annotation, biological process: vacuolar proton-transporting V-type ATPase complex assembly.
UCGGGUUGCGCUGCCCCGGAGGCCCAUCUGCCCCUUAUAUUUGAGUCCCUGUUGUCUCAUUGGCAGCUUUCUGAGCAGCUGCAAAAUAUGUUUUUAACUUUUAGUGGAAGUUGGGAUCACCAACGUCUGGCCUGGAACAGUCACUCUCAGCAAGGGCUCUUUCAGCUCUGACAUUUCCUAGCUUUACGGACUUGGCACCCCAGUCGUCUGCCUGGUCGUCCUUCCUCGCAGAUCAUCUGUUCCAGUCGCCUCGCAACCAGAGCUCGGCGACAAGAGCCGAACGGGGACGAGAGGUGCUCGCGCGCGCUCAGAGGGCGGCCGCAGCACCGCCCUCCCCGGAAGACCAUGCUGCGAGGCAAGUCCCGGCUCAACGUGGAGUGGCUGGGCUACUCCCCGGGCCUGCUCCUGGAGCGCAGACCGCUCCUGGCAGGGCGCACGCCCCGCAGCCCGAGCCGAAAUGAAAGUUCAUUAGCAUCCACUCUGAAGACGCUCCUGUUCUUCACAGCUUUAAUGAUCACUGUACCUAUUGGGUUAUAUUUCACGACUAAAUCUUAUGUUUUUGAAGGUGCCUUUGGAAUGUCCAAUAGGGACAGCUGUUUUUAUGCUGCUAUUGUUGCAGUGGUCGCCGUCCACGUGGUGCUGGCCCUCUUUGUUUAUGUGGCCUGGAAUGAAGGCUCACGGCAGUGGCGUGAAGGCAAACAGGAUUAAAGUGAACAGCACCUUUCAAUAGCACUAAAUUGAUUUUUUUAAAUGGUAAAUGCAUCUGGGAUAUUGAUGAUUUCAAUAAUGUUGAAAGAACAUGUUAAAAUCAAUCUUAUCUAGUCACAUUUGACUAGUGUAAAUUUUGAUCCUUCUAAAACAAUAGUUUGUAGCAUCAGUUUUAACUGUAUGAGUCUCUCAUUUGCAAAUGAGAAUUUGGAAAAGUUAAAUUGGUUACAAAUAAGUAUGUGAAAUUACACAUUAUUCUGGGAAGAAUUUGAUUAUCUUACAACAAAAAAAAUGUUUUCUAGCAUUUUGUCUUGUUUGGUUCUGAGUUUUACUCCUCUGGAUAUAUUCAGAUGUACAUAGUUGAGCAAAUCUAAACUUUAUUUUUUGCUGGAACACUUUCCCUAACUAUCAAGAAAAUAUCAGGUCAUUGGAUUUGGGGUUGUAAAUGCCUAUUGAAAAUUGCUUAAAUUGUGGCCACUGGAAUUAAUCUGAAUGUCACUGAGAAAUUUUGCAUCAAGUGUAAUCCCUAGUCAAUAGAAAUCUUUCAUUACAUUAUUUCAUGGGGAAACUAGGCUGAAUCACACCCAUUCAUGUAAAAGGAUCAGGUUUAUUGAAGAAUGCAGAUAGCAAAGCAAAGAGCUAGCCGCCUGGGCACCUGGCCUGCUCCCUAAAGGCCCCUUGCAGGCCAGCCUCCUGCUUUCAGAUGAACUCUUUAAUGAUCUGCUUUGCUCUGUCAUUCAACAAAGAACUUAUGCUUUAAUUAUAAGGUUGUGUAAACUCCGUUUAAAUUUGUUUUUCCUACUUUUUAAUAAUGUAUAUGAAGGAAUUUACAUUUAAGUGUGUUCUUUUUUGCACACUUAGGGAAUGUAAACAAUCAUGAAAAUAGAUUAUUUUUAUCGCCCAGGAAGUAUUCUUGGAAUUUCUAGUCUAGUCUUUUAAAUCAGUGCUGUUGUAUCCCAGAUACGUAUAGUUAGAUAAUCCUUGAGGUCCUUUCUGAUAGAAAAAGACCCUGUGGUUUUACUUUAGUAUCCUUGGUCUGUGUUCUUUCUAGCCACUUGGUACUACUUCCGUGUAAUGUAAAAACACACCCGAAAAAAUGCAUAUUAAAACAGGAAGAAAAUUUAUAUUCCCUGUAAUAUUGCCACCUGAAGGUGACCACUAUUUUGGUUUACAUCCUAUGUGCAUUUCUUAAUGCUAGUUUUUAUGUCCACUAAAAGUUUGGUUUAAGUUCAGAUUCUGCCAGUUUUACCUAGAGGGUAUUUGCAUUUUUUCAGAUGCUGUUUUCUUAAAAAGCACAUUCUACCUUUACUCUUGUAACUAGAUAUCUCAUUCUACAAAUUUCCUGUCAUUGAUAAUUCCUAAUGCAAUGGCUCUUGCUGUGAGUGUUUGCCAUUACUGAUUUUGUUUGUUCACCCCUAUUUUUGAUGUUGUGGAAUUGGACUAAAGGAGAGGAGAGGUAGUUAGGCAUUUGUGUUUAAUUGUCGAGAAAAAAAUAAAAGAUGAUUAUUGUAGGACGAUUUUACUCUUGCUUAUAGUUAAAUGUUAUCUACAGUUUAAAUGUCUUAAGUAGUUAUUCUAAAUGUAAAAUGUUUUCUUAAAAAGAUUACAGUUUUGGUAUAAAAUUGUACAAAUUUAAUAUGAAAUUGUAGAAUACUUCAGUUUGAGUCUAGUGUACUGUGUGGUAGAUUUCUAGAUGGUCCCCUCUUUAGAUGCCUUGUUAUACUUAGGAUUCGUCCACCUAAUUUCUUUUUCUAUAAUGCCAAGGUUUUUCUUGUACUUUUGGGAUCUUAUGCUAUUUGUAAAAUACUAAUGUCAAAUAUUGAAUUAUUUUGUUUGAUUUCAGACAUUUGCUAAGUAGAUAAUAUGAGUGUUUUUCUGCAAGUAUUUAAACUUGGGAUUCAUGCAAAAGCAGCUGUAAUUUCCUCUUGGAAAAGGUACCAAGCAUUUGAAAGUUUGAAUCAGAUGCUAAGGUUGAUAUUUGGGAUUAUUACAACAUAGAUUUGAUUUCAAACCAGUUAAUAUUUUCUUAGGGUCUUAACUGUUAACUUACUAGUUUGCUGCUGUUGAAAUAACAUGGUAUUUGACAAAUUUAUUUUUCAAGAUGUCUCAGUGAUUUCCUCUUGUACAAUGUAUAUACUUCAGGAUGUACAGAAAGGAAAGCUACAAUUGAGCCCUUACAUAAAUGUUUUAAGGUAGGAAAAUGUUCACUAUUGUUUGAAAACUGAUUGUAAGAAUAACCUCAAUUAGGAAGUGUAACUUGAAGUGUCAGUACAGGCUACUGAUUUAACACAUGACCUUCUUCACCUCGCCUCCCAUUUUGCUCCCCCAGAGUAUAAUCUUUUUUCUCAUUGUGCUAAAAAACGAAAAGUCUGCUGUAGAAUGCAUCUGAUGUCAUUAGCUCUUCAAGUGGAUACCAUUUUACAUGUGACAGCAGAAUUCGGUUUUGAGUUGUUAUUGAAUAAAUUUAAACCCUCCACAAAAACGAAAAACAACCUGCGUUUCAUGGGAAUCUAACAGAAAUAUACUGUAAGAUUAUUUUCAUCAUGAAGAUCUCAUCAGCUUUGCCCAAAAAGCACCUGCUUGACUUAUUUGGUGUUUAUUUUCUGUUUUCAUAUAAAUUUUAUAUAUACACCUAGAGUACCCAAGGAGACCAGUUAAACAGGGUGUACCCAAGGAAAGAUGAAAGCUGAAGGUACGUGAGGCUCUUAAAGAAGUUAUAUCCUGUUUUAAAUGUGUCUAGUGUAUAUUUCUUGUCUCCAGACAAGUUCACGUUUAUUGUUUUAUUUAUGCUCAAGUGAAGUUGUAGAUUGUUGUUAGGCCCAUUUUAUAAAUGGUUUGCCUAUGACACAGAAUUUGUCACUUGUUAGGUCAGCAGCAGAUUUCUCUGCUGUCAGGCACUCUGUGCUCCAUCAGAGCAGUACAACUUUAUUAACUCAGACGCUUACAUUUAAGAUAGUUUUUGCAAGAGCUGGGCUGAAGCUGCACAUUCAUAACUUGACAAGAUUUCUUUUUCCUUUUUGUAGGGGGGAAAGGGUCACCUGAGAAAAUAAUUAUUUUCGUGGACUUUGGGAACCUAAUAACAAAUAUUACAUGUAACCUAUGAACAGAUUGAUCCUUUAUAUGUUCAUUAAAAUAGUCUGGAAUUCCUCAAAUUACCGUCACUUCUGGCCACACUUUCCUUGCCUAUUUUGUUGCUACGUGUACUUGAAAGUAACAUCUGCGUUCCUUUGAAGAUGUUCUAUAGGUCAUAUUUGUCAGUUACACAGACUAGUCUUCCUUUUUCUCCAGUUCAGUGAAGUCUCACUGAACAGUAAUAAUAGCAAUAGCUAACAUCUGCACAGCACCUUACAGUUUGCAAAGAACGUUCACAUUUUCUCGUUUUUUUUGCAUAGUGAACCUGUUACGAGAUUUCUCUUGACCUUGAUGCUAAAAGUGUUAGAAUCUUUUAAGUCACUAGAGUCACUGAAUAUGCUGUAGUCUUGGAUAGCGCCCUAACAAGGGGCAGAGUUUAGAUGCGCUACCUUGAAAGCUGCGUGUAAUUAUCAAAAUGGGGGGCUUGAGUUCUUUAGCCACUUGAAUCACAUUUACUUUUGUAAGUGGUGCUUUUCUAACUGUUAUGUGGAUGAGUUUUGUAUUCAUUAUAUUCUAACCUGUAAUUUGUAUAAAUUUACCAUCUGUUGUCAUUAAAAAAGUGUUCUUA